AUGGCGCUGGUGGAGCCGAGGAGCCGGGCCGCCGUGGUGGGGGCCGCGCACGGCCGCGGGGAGGGGGCAGCGGAGGGUGGGGGACGGAGAAGGGCCCGCGUGGCACGACGCGCCGCCCGCGGCAGCGGCCUUCCUGCCGCCCAGGCUAGUCUCGGCCCGGAGCCGUCGGCGAGCGUCGCGCCGAGCUGCCCGCGCACCCCAUCUUUCCCUCGUAUUCCGCCCCCCUCCCCGGCGACUGCCUACGCGAGCGGCGGCCGCAGUCCGAGGUGCCCUGCCGCCAGCUUCCAGGCGCUGGCGAUGACGCCGCGCGCGUGA
Messenger RNA from Schistocerca gregaria, 315 nucleotides. RefSeq lists its product as uncharacterized. The record is from RefSeq and is a predicted model, not a curated record. NCBI's taxonomy places the organism in Eukaryota, Metazoa, Arthropoda, Insecta, Orthoptera, Acrididae. The transcript is spliced from 2 exons. Bases 1 to 315 code for a protein of 104 amino acids.